Molecule: messenger RNA, 3255 nt
Organism: Manihot esculenta (cassava)
Lineage: Eukaryota; Viridiplantae; Streptophyta; Magnoliopsida; Malpighiales; Euphorbiaceae
Product: vacuolar protein-sorting-associated protein 11 homolog
Exons: 5
Coding region: 149-3022 (957 amino acids)
Biological process (GO): endosome organization; intracellular protein transport; organelle fusion
Cellular component (GO): HOPS complex; endosome
Molecular function (GO): protein binding; protein-macromolecule adaptor activity
Source: RefSeq, a predicted model, not a curated record
UCACCCCUCUCGCUCCUUGCUGUCUAUAUCUCCUCCUGCAUAUAGUAACAGUGCCGGGGAAUUCCCUGUUGGUUUAAGCCUUCACGAUCCAUCUUUGCAUAAUUUCUCUCUUAAUUAUUUUUUUUUUUCUUUUACCUGGUGAGGAGAGAUGUACCAAUGGAGGAAAUUCGAGUUCUUCGAGGAGAAAUAUGGGGGAAAAAGCAAGAUUCCCGAAGAUGUUAGUGGAAAAAUCGAGUGCUGCUCCAGCGGCAGAGGGAAGGUGGUGAUUGGCUCCGAUGACGGCACGGUCAGCUUACUCGAUCGAGGUCUCAACUUCAAUUUCGCCUUUCCAGCUCAUUCCUCAUCCGUCCUCUUUAUCCAGCAGCUCAAACAACGCAACUUCCUUGUGACUGUUGGGGAGGAUGAGCAAAUAUCUCCACAGCAAUCUGCCAUGUGCCUCAAGGUUUUUGACCUUGAUAAGAUGCAGCCAGAGGGCACAAGCUCAUCUAUACCUGAUUGUAUUGGGAUCCUGCGAAUUUUCACUAAUCAGUUUCCUCAAGCAAAGAUAACAUCCUUUUUAGUACUAGAGGAAGCUCCACCAAUACUGCUCAUAGCUAUUGGCUUAGACAAUGGUAGUAUUUACUGCAUCAAAGGAGACAUUGCAAGGGAACGUAUCACACGCUUCAAGCUUCAGGUGGAUAGUGUUUCAGACAAAAGCCAUUCAUCCAUUACAGGUCUUGGAUUCAGGGUUGAUGGUCAUGCCCUUCAGUUAUUUGCUGUAACUCCAAAUUCUGUGAGCUUGUUCAGCAUGCACAAUCAACCACCAAGGAGGCAAAUGCUAGAUCAGAUAGGAAGCAAUGUUAAUAGUGUAACAAUGAGUGAUCGCUCGGAGUUAAUAAUUGGCCGACCUGAAGCUGUUUACUUUUAUGAAGUUGAUGGGCGUGGUCCCUGUUGGGCAUUUGAGGGAGAGAAGAAAUUUCUGGGGUGGUUUCGUGGUUACCUUUUAUGUGUUAUUGCAGAUCAAAGAAGUGGCAAAGAUACUUUCAAUGUUUAUGACCUGAAGAACCGUUUAAUAGCCCACAGUCUAGCAGUUAAAGAAGUUUCUCACAUUCUUUGUGAAUGGGGUAACAUAAUACUUAUAAUGACUGACAAAUCAGCUUUAUGUAUUGGGGAGAAGGAUAUGGAAAGCAAGCUGGAUAUGCUCUUCAAGAAAAAUCUUUAUACUGUGGCAAUCAAUCUUGUUCAAAGUCAGCAAGCUGAUGCUGCUGCCACAGCAGAAGUGCUAAGGAAAUAUGGAGAUCAUCUGUAUAGCAAACAAGAUUAUGAUGAGGCUAUGGCACAGUACAUCAACACUAUUGGUCACCUUGAACCUUCGUAUGUGAUACAGAAGUUUCUGGAUGCACAAAGAAUAUACAACCUUACAAAUUACUUGGAAAAUUUACACAAGAAGGGUCUUGCUUCUAAAGAUCAUACUACUCUUCUCUUAAACUGCUAUACCAAAUUGAAAGAUGUUGACAAGCUGAAUGUAUUUAUUAAAAGUGAGGAUGGUGUUGGGGAACAUAUGUUUGAUGUGGAGACUGCAAUAAGGGUCUGCCGUGCUGCCAAUUACCAUGAGCAUGCAAUGUAUGUUGCUAAGAAGGCAGGGAGGCAUGAACUGUAUUUAAAGAUCUUACUUGAAGACCUUGGUAGAUAUGACGAGGCUUUGCAGUAUAUUUCAAGUCUUGAACCAAGUCAGGCUGGUGUUACUGUGAAAGAAUAUGGUAAAAUUCUCAUAGACCACAGGCCAGUUGAGACGAUUGAAAUACUCCUGAGGCUUUGUACUGAGGAUGGGGAAUCAGCAAAGCAAGAAUCUUCAAGUAGUGCAUACUUGUCUAUGUUGCCAUCUCCUGUUGAUUUUCUCAAUAUUUUCAUGCAUCAUCCACAGUCUCUUAUGGAUUUUCUUGAAAAAUAUACUGACCACGUAAAGGAUUCUCCUGCUCAGGUAGAAAUUCACAAUACACUCUUGGAACUAUACCUGUCUAAUGAUUUGAACUUUCCAUCAAUAUCACAAGUUUGCAAUGACAUAGAUCUUUCUCUCAGAGGAAAAUCAGGAGUGCCUAGGAAAUCAAAAGCACAAUCCAAUGGUAAAUUAGUUGGCAAUAGCAAAGAUACAUACAAGGAAAAAGAAUGCAAAAGAAGGCGCGAGAAGGGACUAUGCUUGCUUAAGAGUGCAUGGCCAUCUGACCUGGAGCAUCCACUAUAUGAUGUUGAUCUUGCUAUAAUUCUAUGUGAGAUGAAUGGAUUUAAAGAAGGGCUUUUAUAUCUAUAUGAGAAGAUGAAACUAUAUAAAGAAGUUAUUGCUUGCUACAUGCAGGCCCAUGAUCAUGAGGGUUUAAUUGCAUGCUGCAAAAGGCUGGGGGAUUCAGGUAAAGGAGGUGACUCAUCUCUUUGGGCAGAUCUGCUGAAAUAUUUUGGUGAACUAGGUGAAGAUUGCUCCAAAGAAGUCAAGGAUGUUUUGACUUAUAUAGAAAGAGAUGACAUCCUGCCUCCUAUUAUUGUUCUUCAGACCUUGUCCAGAAGUCCAUGUCUCACACUCUCUGUCAUCAAGGAUUAUAUAGCUCGGAAGCUUGAACAAGAGUCAAAGCUGAUUGAAGAGGAUCGUCGAGCAAUUGAGAAGUAUCAGGAGGGGACAGUAGCAAUGAGAAAAGAAAUUCAGGAUCUCAGGACUAAUGCAAGAAUCUUUCAGCUCAGCAAGUGCACUGCUUGCACUUUCACCCUUGAUCUUCCUGCUGUACACUUUAUGUGCAUGCAUUCAUUCCAUCAGCGUUGCCUUGGUGAUAAUGAAAAAGAAUGCCCAGAGUGCGCUGCUGAGUACAGGUCUGUUCUGGAAAUGAGGAGAAGUUUGGAGCAGAAUUCCAAAGAUCAAGAUCAAUUCUUUCAGCAAGUGAAGAGCUCUAAGGAUGGUUUUUCUGUGAUCGCCGAGUAUUUUGGAAAAGGGAUCAUUAGCAAAACCAGUACAGGCACGCAUAGAUCAAGCAGUUUAUCUUCCAGUAGUGACUUCUGAUGGAUCUUGAGUGUUGCCCUUUUUCAUGUUAAUUUUUAUGCGUUGCCUUUGCUAAUUUUUAGCUGAAUAGUGUUCGGUGAUUAGUAUUAGCCGAGGUGGAAAUGGUCCACAAUUGUUCUUGCUAUAGUGCAGUGCAUCUGUUAUUUGUUUUGUACAAUUGAGUUUUCACUGCAAGGUGUUUCUAGAUUAGCAAUGAAAAUUAAUGAUGUAUCUACUGCUAAUUAGCAACUAAA